Microplitis mediator is the source of this 3252-nucleotide messenger RNA. Its product is annotated as synaptotagmin-7. Lineage: Eukaryota; Metazoa; Arthropoda; Insecta; Hymenoptera; Braconidae. The coding region runs from base 308 to 3238 and encodes 976 amino acids. The record is from RefSeq and is a predicted model, not a curated record. Gene Ontology annotation, biological process: DNA repair; vesicle fusion; telomere maintenance. Gene Ontology annotation, cellular component: membrane; synapse; axon. The transcript has 9 exons. Gene Ontology annotation, molecular function: DNA binding; calcium ion binding; DNA helicase activity.
GCUUAACAUAGUGGGGUGUUGAGCACAUAUGAAACGGCAGCGCGACUUGGUCAGGGUUGUACGCGAUUCUCUCUUGUUUCAUUUUAUAUAAGAUUAUAAUAAUCAAAUAUAAAUGGAACAAUUUUUUCACUCUUUAACAGUCGAAGGAUAACGAUUUAAGUUGUUGCUUCAGUCCUUUGAUGAGCGUCAAUGCACUCGAUGAAAGCAAAUAUGGAAGAGGGCAGUAACAAACAAGAAAGCCAGUCAAUCAAAUCACCAAGAAAACUAAAAAAUCAGAAUUAAAGAAAACAGCGAUGAUUCAGGUAAAAUGCUUUUAAACAAGGCGAAAACCUUCGAUCUGAAAAAGCCCACAAAGAAGACUGUUGAUGUUGAACAUCAAAAUUCAAAACAAAAUAAAAAUAUAACAAUAAGAGAUAUUUGUUCAUUAACCAAAAAAAUAACAUGUAUCAAUAAUGAAAAUAUGUUUAAUCAGAGAUCAACAGACACUGUAAUAAAGAAGAAAUCAACGCGUUCAAAAUAUAGGAUUCAAUCAAGCUCCAGCAGUGACGAUGAAGAUGUUGUAGGAGUGAAAUAUAAUAAAAAAACUAUCCCACUAGACGCAACCACUGAAGAAAUCGAUGAAACUUGCAUUAGUUCUCAUGACAGCUUGAUGGAAACUCAAGAAUCUAUAGUUGUUAUGGAGCGUCGUGAUAUAAUAUUGACUGCAGUUUUUGGAACUUUUGGCGCUAUCAGCAUAUUCAUUGGUCUUUGCUUAGCAGCCUGGCGAUAUCUUCGAGAUAAGAGAUCUAAAGAUCUUAUUAGUGACUGUGACAAUGGAAUAGAUAGUGAAAAUAUUGUAAGCGUUGAGGAAUCACAACAGUAUUAUAAAAAAAAUGGACUCCUCAACUUCAAAACACCACUUAUUACGAGCAAAACUGUUGGAGGAACGAGUAGUCCAGGAAGUAAAUCACCAGCUGCUGGAAGCUGCAGCCCAGGAGGAGGAACGACAAUGAGUAGUGGAAUAAAUGACGCAAAAUCACCAACUGUAGCACAACCUGCUAAGCAGACACACAAUGUUAAAGACAAUUCUCCGAAAGCCUUUUUGCAGAGCCGAUCUGAUUCAUUAGUGGAUAUGUACAUUGACAAUACAGAACCUAGCGAAAAUGUUGGACAAAUUCACUUCAGUCUGGAAUAUGAUUAUCAAAAUACCACUCUUAUUUUACGUAUUAUACAGUUUUCAGUGCAAUGGGCUCAAUCGAAAAAAUGGAUACCCCGCAAGCAAGUGAUACCAGUUGAUGCGUGCCCCGGUUUAUUCAAAUCAAAUAGUUUGGGUCGUGUAUAUACCGUCAAUCCAAGGCAGACUGAGUGCUUUUAUCUGCGACUAUUGUUAGUUAAUGUCACCGGACCAUUGUCAUUUCAAGAUAUACGGAAGGUAGAUGGACAACAGUAUCCUACGUAUAAAGAUGCAUGCCUUGCUCUAGGCUUGCUAGAAGACGACAAUCAUUGGGACAGCAUGCUUGCUGAAGCAGCAUUAAACUGCACAGGAACACAAAUUCGUCUACUAUUUGCUAUAGUACUGACUACAUGUUUCCCGGCCCGAGCACAAAUGUUGUGGGAUAAUCACAAAGAUUCAAUGACUGAUGAUAUAUUGUAUCGACAUCGUACAAGGUGCAACGAUCUAACAAUAUCAUUCAGUGAUGCAAUGUACAAUGAAGCAUUGAUUGCUAUCGAGGAUCUUUGCAUUGCUAUUGCGAAUUUACCAAUCAGCCAUUUCGGUAUGAGCUCACCGAAUCGAAGUGCAUCUGAUUUACUCAACACAGAUAUGAAUCGUGAACUACAGUACGAUACUGUACAAAUGGCGAACAUUGUUAGCCGCAAUGUUCCACUACUUAAUGAUAAACAAAAAAUUAUCUACGACCGCAUCAUGCUGGCAGUUUCGGCAGGACAAGGAAGAUUCUUUUUUUUAGAUGCACCAGGUGGGACUGGCAAAACAUUUCUUAUUUCGCUACUUCUUGCCGAGAUACGAUCAAAAAAUGGCAUCGCAUUGGCCGUUGCAUCUUCUGGCAUUGCAGCAACUUUAUUAGAUGGAGGCAGAACAGCUCAUUCAGCAUUUAAGCUGCCGUUAAACAUUCAAAAUAAUCCAGAUGCAGUGUGCAACAUAAAAAAACAAUCGUCUAUGGCCACAGUGCUGAAACAAUGUAAAAUUAUUAUCUGGGAUGAAUGCACUAUGGCACACAAACAUUCGCUCGAGGCAUUGGAUAGGACAUUAAAGGAUAUAAAAAACAACGAUAAACUAUUUGGCGGCACUUUGUUACUCCUUUCAGGUGAUUUCAGACAAACACUUCCCGUUAUUCCGCGUUCAACCUACGCUGAUGAAAUCAACGCGUGCUUAAAAUCAUCGCAACUAUGGCGUAAUGUUGAAAAAGUACAACUGACGGUGAACAUGCGCGUUCAAAUGCUUCAAGAUCCAUCCGCCGAAACUUUCUCUAAACAACUGUUAGAUAUUGGCGAUGGGAAAGUUGCUGUACAUGAAAAUACUGGAUGCAUAAAAUUACAGACGGACUUCUGCACAAUCAUCGACUCGCAAAAUAGUCUUAUCGAUCACAUAUUUCCCGACGUACACACACAAUAUGCAAAUCAUAAGUGGCUGGCAGAAAGAGCGAUCUUGGCAGCUGAAAAUGUGGACGUCAAUGGGUUAAAUUUAAAUAUACAAAAGCUGUUGCCUGGGGACUUGGUGUCAUAUAAAUCUAUUGAUGCAGUUUGCGAUACCAAAGAGACUGUGAAUUAUCCAAUUGAGUUCUUAAAUUCAUUGGAUUUGCCAGGCAUGCCACCACAUCAUUUACAAUUGAAGGUUGGAUCUCCGAUUAUUCUACUUCGAAACUUAAACCCACCACGGCUAUGUAAUGGCACACGAUUAGUCAUUAAAAAAUUAAUGAAAAACGUUAUUGAAGCCAUCAUCUUGAAUGGCAAGUUUCAAGGCGAAAAUGUGUUGCUGCCACGAAUCCCUAUGAUACCUACAGAUGUGCCAAUUGAAUUCAAACGCACUCAAUUCCCAAUUAGAUUGGCAUUCGCUAUGACAAUCAAUAAGUCACAAGGACAAACAUUGUCUGUAUGUGGCUUAGAUUUGGAAACACCGUGCUUCUCCCACGGACAACUAUAUGUGGGAUGUUCUCGCGUGGGAAAACCAUCCAGUUUGUUUGUGUUGGCUAAAGACGGACUAACCAAAAAUAUUGUACACUCUAUUGCGCUAAGAGAUUAAUUUUUUUCUUUUUU